AUGAAGAGGAAGCGCGAGAGGCACCACGGCGGAUUUACCUUGGAGAAUAUCCCCCAUGCUGUUGCCAAUCCAACCAAGGGUGACCUUCUUUCUGGUAAAUAUCACUGGGAAGAUGGGAUGGUUUGCAAAGGAGGGAUGCUUGGUUCCCAGACCUUAAACGUGCGAAAGACACGACAGCCUCGCCCAUCGAUCCAGAGCCAUCUUGGGCUGAGGAUGCAGUGUGCACGCGUGCCGUCUGCUUCUUCUUGCUCGCCAGAACUGAAACUCGAGACGUUAAACGCGGUUCAAGCGGAUGACCGGUCUAUUGGAAGCCCUACGUCGGCAUGUUCGCAGGAUAUCCGUCAGAGUUUAAGGCUGCCGUCGCCCACCUCUGUUUAUCCUCUCGACCGCCUUCAAAAUAGAUCAUGCACUCUUUGCCCACACGUGGUCGUGACAGCAGAAGUCAAUACUCUCCAAGACUGCCAGAGAACGAUAUGGGCAGCCAUAGAGGUUUCGGGAAGACUCUCUACACUCUCCUCCAAAGUGGCAGCCUGCGACCGAACCGGAGUGGUGACGGGGACAUUUAUCGAGCAUGAACUGGGUAGGUGUGUGCUUUCAAUUCAUGUCAGAGUAGCUUGAUUGCCUAAUCAAUUGCUUGAUAGACCGUUUCUUUGAGUUUGGUUGUUUAUACGACCUGUCUGUUGAGGUGUUGCCCGCUGCCCAGACGACUGUGGUUCAGGUUUUGCGCGAACAGAUUUUCCCAACGUAAGUUUUCUUUUCCGAUGGGCAACUUGAACCGAUAGUAACAGUCCAAGUACGAUUUAUGCUGGAUCCAGCAUCCUGCUGUUAGCUGAGAUUCGGAUCGACGCGGAUCAGAAGUGUCUGCAGAGACCAGUCCAGGGACACGUUCGGCAGAAGUCUGAAGAGUUGAUCGAGGACCUCGAAAUCCAGCUGGGGAGCUCACAAUUUAAUUACAUGCACGUCAAGGUGUCGUAUGCGCACUCGGUCUUCCCAGAGUCUGCUUGCGAUGGAAGCGAGACUGGCAUAUCUAGCAUGCACAGUCGAUUGGAGACAGUGGCCACAGCUAGUCUGAAGCGUCAAAUGGUCUCGUCUCCGUGGUCACCAAGGCCUGCACCUUCGUCCAAUCCCUUAUUCCAGCUGGUCAAGAGGCACUGGGGUGGCAGCAAAGCAAGCGAAGCAAUGGGGAAAAUGCUAGCUACAAGGUCAUGCCCAAGAAAGGCCGCCAGAUCCAGUUCGCCCUUGUCCUUGGAAAGGAUCAUGCCUUCCAAAGCUGGCUUACCCUCGGCUGA
Messenger RNA from Clonostachys rhizophaga, 1289 nucleotides. Lineage: Eukaryota; Fungi; Ascomycota; Sordariomycetes; Hypocreales; Bionectriaceae. The record is from the annotation of a GenBank genome assembly.